Molecule: messenger RNA, 5921 nt
Organism: Limulus polyphemus (Atlantic horseshoe crab)
Lineage: Eukaryota; Metazoa; Arthropoda; Merostomata; Xiphosura; Limulidae
Product: AF4/FMR2 family member 4-like
Exons: 2
Biological process (GO): regulation of gene expression
Cellular component (GO): nucleus; super elongation complex
Source: RefSeq, a predicted model, not a curated record
CUAGAUAGUUAUGAAACUUACUUUCUACAGUCAGUAUCGGGACGUUUGCCAUCACAUCAAUCUCCACUACCUACAAGUAAUCUCACACCAAAUCCUAAUUGUCGUCUGUCUCAGCCAUCUCCAUGCCAGCCCAGAAAUUACAAUGGAACAACAAUUAAUGGGGUUGCCUCACCCCAUUCCCCAACCCCUUCCCCAGCUGGAAGUGUGGCAUCCGUGGGAUCUCAGAGCAGUGGCUAUAUUAGCUGCGAAUUGAAUGGAGCAGCAGUUCUUGGAUCGCAGAAUCGGUCAGGAAACGGAACUUGUAAUACUACUACCCCUCAAACAGCAUCAAGCUCAAGUCAUUCUGGUUCUUUACGACCAUCUGGUGGUUCUGGACCUUCUAGUAGUCAACAGUCAUCCACUGCAAUCCCUCAGCAUGUGUGUAGUUUACUCCAAAAACAGAACACACAUCUAACUAACCUCCACAUGUGUCAUGAACUGUGGGAUCAAGCACAGUAUCUUAUAGUCCAUAGUAAUUCAAAAGACUUCUUCUCUGAGCUGGAUGCAAGUUGUGGCCGAUUAACGCUGGACAGCUCUUUUAUGGAGUUAGUCCAGUAUGUUCGAGCUGGACUGUCCAAACUUAAGGAAACAUCUUGACUGAAGUUCUCAGCCUAGCUUUUCUAAUGAAUCAUGUCAAAUGUGAGAAGCUUGAGAAAGAGAUACAAGUACGGCUAUGUCAGGUCCACAAAUAGUGGAAUGUUUAUCAGUUUUGUACAUAUUUUUGUAUGUAAUAUUAUCAUUACGAUACACAUGUAUCUAGGUGUUUUUCUCACUGUAUUUUUUGUGAUGGACCCCUGAAUGUUAGCAACUCUUAAAAAAAAUAUUAAAAUAUCAUCAUCUAGAUAUAAAAUGUUUGAUAGCCAAGAUGUUUCAUUCAAUCAUGUAAGUAUAUCCACAAACUUUGUGUUAUUUGUGCAAAAAUAUAUGAUAUUGUUAAUAGAGUGCCUAUGGUUAAUUAUGGGACAGUUUAACACAAACCUUGUCUGUUCUUGACCUGUCUUUUUUCCAGGCCUGCUUAUGUUUGUAUUUGUACAAUUUUGUUUUUACUCUAUUCGAUUCUAAUUUCAUUUUUGACCAUUUGACAAUGGGACUGAAUUAUAUAUAUUUUGGGAUGAGAGCAAAGUAGUUAUGAGUUUGAAAGUGUAAUUGAAUUUUAAGAGGUUUGUUAAAGUUUUUGUUAGGAUAUUUGAUAAUAUUCAAACUGUUGAAAAAAUAGUGUAACUACAUUGGAGCAAAUAGAAUGUAUUGGAAAUUGUAGAGUUUUGUGAUAAAGUGGCACUGAUCACUUUUAACAGGGUCACAUGUAAGAUUUCUAACUAGUUAAGAUGAUUACAGUUUAGAAUUGGGAAGACUACGUUUCACCUUCUAGUAAACAAAAUCAUUGACACACACAUUGAAGAAUGUUUCAGGUAAACAGUUGUGUUAGUUAUUAAUAAUUACGUAAAAAUCUGAUUUGUAAGUGACAUAAAUAAAAUACAUAAUAAUUACAAUUUACUUGCUCGAUCUGAUUCACAUCCUAACAUGAAAAUUGAUCCCAUAUUUGGCACCUAGACCAACUGCUAUGUCUGUUGUCUCCCAGUUUACCUGACGAGUCUUGGUAUCGAGUGAAAGGCCUCACUGGCACUGGAUACUUAGUGUGGUUGAUAUAUCAUAAGAUAUACUCUUCAACUUUCACACAUUCAUAAAAUAUGUAUAACGCAUAUGUUAUUUUAAAUUAAGAAUAGGAAACAUGAGCUUUAAGGUUGUUAAAGUAUGAAGUGAAAAAAAGUUAUCCUCUUAUUUUGUUCUGAAUCUAUAUCUUGAUUAUUUUGAAUCUUUUAACCGUGGAUUGCCCGCUAAGUUUAAUUCUAAUGUAAUCUGUAGAAGAUUAUACUUUAACUACAGUUUUGAAGUAUCACACAGCAUGAAUGUAACAGAAAAACGAGGUUAAUAGUUCUUGGUUAAAUUGUGUUUGUGGCAAAUGAGUUUACAAAUAUUAUAACCAAAUGAGAUGCUACUUCAUAUCUUAUGCCUUAAGAUAAAGCCUUUGACUAUUUGACUCCAAAAUACUUUUUAUCUUACAUGUAUCAAACACCUGUCAGGUGUUGCUAUGUUCUCCUUAACCAUUUCCAUGCAGAGAAACAUGGAUGUGUGUAUCACUUAUAACCUUCCCCAGUCUCGGAAUAAUGGUGUAAGAUUUGAAGAGCAUAAAAGUUUGAUCUCUGGUAGUGACAGGAGGUGGGAGAUUUUAAGAACUUUGAACAAACUGUAAACUACAACAGAAUAGCAUUUUUUAUUCAUAAUGCUAAGAAAUCAGUUAGGAUCAGAAAAUAGAUAAAUCAGAAAAUGUGAAAAAGAUUUCUGGUAAUUUUUUCUGAGUAAUAAUGUUCCUUAUGAUUGAUAAUUUUAAUAUAAAUCAUAUCUGAAAACGGGUAUCAACAUAAAAAAUUGAGACUUUUACUAGAUUGUGGUAACUGUUACCAGUACAAAACAAAUUACGGAUGUUUUUUUUUCUCAGAACUAUUAUUUUCUACUUACUGACUACUUUUCAUCAGUUCUUGUACUUGUGUUUUCAGACUCGGUAAAGCAAACUAACAGUUAACUGUUUUGCAACAAAAGUUUUUAAUGUAACUGUCUAAAACUAAUAUUGAAAUAAUUGUGCUUAACUAGUCAUGUUUUAUGUUUAUAAAUUUAGUUUUUAAAACAAAAUUUAGCAGUAUUUGCUAUCCAUAUAGGUGGUGAAAAAUACCAGAUUAAAAGCUUGGUAAAAAAAACAACAAAUAUAUUUGAAGCAAGGGACAGUUGGUUUUCAUACUUAUGUUGAAAGUUAAAGCAUUUUUAGAUGUGUAAAUUAAGUCAAAAAUUAAUUUUUUGUCGGUUAUCUUGAUUGCGACAACAAAAAAAUCCAACGACUAUUUGCUUUGCGUUAUACUGUCAAUAACUAUAUUUUAGUUGUAAGACUUUCAUGUAAAUAAAUAUAGGAUAUUCUAAUGUAAAAUCAUGGUGUAGUAUGGGUUGCCAUGCACAAUAAAACACUACAUUCACAUAAAUUAUGUAUAAAUGUAUAUUUAUGUAAAAUUAUGAAUUGUAAAUAUGCAGCUCUGAAUGUUUUCAUGCAUCACAAGGUUUUUAUUGUCUGUAGAAACACAAUGCUAUUUGAACACUUGCCAUGAACGAUUUUUCUGUUGAGUACAACGAAAUUUAGAAGGUAUAAAUUGAAAGUAUCUUUCAACCAAUGAAGAGUAUUGGCAGAUUUUGAUUUUUUUGGUUAGCUACAUGCCUUUUUAUUGUACAGAGAAGGAAACAAUGAAAGUAGACAAUACAUGCAGACGUUACGUAAUAAUAUUUUUUUUAUUGUAUAAACAUUUUUCUCUCUCUCUUAUGCACCAUUGUAACUAUUUAUUUUUUUAUAUAUUUAACAAGUUUUUGGAUAUAGAUACUUCAAGUCAUAAAAUAGUAAUCAGUUCAGUAAAGAUACAACUUGUGGAAGCACACCUGAAGUACUUUGGAUAUGUAGUUAGUGAUGCUAGUAAAUCUAUUUAAUCACACCAGAGGGUUUAAUCAAAAAAAAAAACUUCUGAAACCAGACUUUCAGUACUUUAUUUUUUUUUAUCAUACUGUUUUAUGGAUCGUAGAAAAUGUAUUCUUGGUAUCAAGUCCCCUUUAGCAAAAUCCAUGAAUGGUUAUUUCGUUGAAUUAGGUUAUCUUAUUUACCAAAGGAAAUAAAUUAAUGCAUGUAAGUUUUGUGAAUAUAUGUGUGUUUGUUCAAAGUAACUUUAUGUAAGUAGCACAAGUAAUGGUCUUGGAACUAGGCUUCUGGAUGACUAGGAUUAUGGAUCUGUUUUACAAUUAAGCCUGUAUUUGCCAACAAGUUUGUUUUAAAUUAUUCUAUGAAACAAUCUUGGAAUUAGGCUUCUGGAUCUAUGUGUUAUUGAAGCCUGUGUUUUCUAACUGGAUUGUUUUCCAUUCUAAGAAAUAACCUUGGAAGUAAGCUUCUGAAUCUAUAUGGUAUAUAUAUAUGAAUGUGUUAUUUGACAAGUUGUUUCAUCCAUCCUAAGAAACAGAUUAGGAAUUAGGCUUCUGAAUCUAUAUUGAAUUUAUGCAUGUGUUUUCCAUCUAGAUUGUUUUUCACCAUCCGAAAAACCUUGAGAUCAGGAUUCAGAAUCUGUGUUAUUCUUGCCUGUAUUUUCCAUCUAGAUUGUUUUUCACCAUCCAAAAAACCUUGGGAUCGGGAUUCAGAAUCUGUGUGUUAUUUAUGCCUGUAUUUUCCAUCUAGAUUGUUUUUCACCAUCCAAAAAACCUUGGGAUCGGGAUUCAGAAUCUGUGUGUUAUUUAUGCCUGUAUCUUCCAUCUAGAUGAUUAUUCCAGAAGCAUACUUUUAAAGUUGAGUUUGAAAGAAUUGAAUGUGUGUACACAAGUUUGUAUUAAGCAGAGGCCCGAAGCUAUUACACUUCUAAGCUCUUGUUAUGGUAUAACCACAUAAGACCAUAAAGAAAUUUAUAGCUUAUGUUUUAUUGAUCAGUAGAUUUUGUAUACUGGCAAACAAUACUGCACAACCCAUUACAUUCUUAGUAAUGAUUAUGAUUAUGUGUGAAGAGAUGGUUAAUAGACAUUAGUGGAUUAAAUCUGUAAGAAUUAAAAACUUUCAUAACACCUAGUGUGAAAUUACAAAAAUUUCUUGUUUGGUGAGGUUGGAACUUUAGUUUUUUCUCUUUAUUGAGAAUAUGUGAAACUUCAUAAAAUGUAUAUUCUAUAGAGUAAUGGUUGAUGAUUUGAAAGGCAAUCAUGUCAUUAUAAAAAUUUUCUCUUCUGUAUUUUUUAAAUGCCACAUAAGGAAGUUAAAGAAUAUUAUAGUUGAACGUAUUAGAAAUGACAAUUUGUAUGAGUGUGUAAUAAUUUGUAAUUAACUCUUUUAUUUUUUUUUCUUGUUGUUGUUGUUGUUGGUGUAUAGUCUGGUUGCUGUUAAAAUUCAAAAUUCAUAACUUAAGUUUUAAUAUUGGAAAUCUCAGUUAUUUUGUUGUUAUCAUCAUUGCUGUUAUGCAAACUAGAAAAAAUGUGUCAUGAAAUAAUUAUAGGCCUAUAGACACAGGUAGAAAUAAAUGGGAAUUUUGUUAUAACAAUGUAAUUGUUAUACCCAAGGAUAGUGAGUAAAUUUUGUUUGAUUUAAUCAGACUGUGAGAAAAUUUCCUCGGGGGACAGUUUAGCAAAGACUUUUAAAAUGGAAGGAAAACAGAUCCUAAUGUAAAUGAAUUACUUUGGUUCAUCAUUCUGUAAGUAAUAAGCAUUAAUCCCAAAAUAAAUAUCACCCAUUCACUUAUUAAACAUGAUUUAUUUGUAUGUUUCAAACAAAUAAUAUACUUAUGAUUGAAACAGUUAGCUCAAGUAAGUUUUCAAAGAUAAGACUCUUGUUUUUAUUUUUUCUCUGGUAAUGAGGUAUUGAAGUCUUUCAGUUGCAAGGUUUUGAAGGAUACUUGUAAUUUUAGUGAUUCCAAUUUUUCGUUGUUUCAACAUCUUACCUUAUGCAGUCUUCAUGCAGAGUAAAGAGUAUAGCAUGAAAAUAAUACACAGAUUGUUUUAAAAUGUUAAAAACAGUAUAUAUAUAUAUACACACACACACACACACACACACACAUAUAUGAGAAGUUGAUAUUGUGUCUGUGAGAAGCUACAAUCCAUGAAAUUCAUUUGAAAUAGUUCCUUAUUCCUUUGUUUUCAAUGUAUCAAAUUUACUCACUGAAAAAACACAAAAUUACCCUUCACCAACUACUACAGAUUCUGGUAACUUAUACUGCCGGUAGGAUCAUACUAGAGUUUCAAUAUAAUAAAGGUGCUCAGUUAAUAUGAACAUAACACAUCCUUGCGUUUAGCAUAAACUAAGGGUAUUUAAAUUACAUAAGAAAACU